Messenger RNA from Capsella rubella, 1406 nucleotides. RefSeq names its product U-box domain-containing protein 6. The record is from RefSeq and is a predicted model, not a curated record. Gene Ontology annotation, molecular function: protein binding. NCBI's taxonomy places the organism in Eukaryota, Viridiplantae, Streptophyta, Magnoliopsida, Brassicales, Brassicaceae. The transcript is spliced from 2 exons. Bases 14 to 1348 code for a protein of 444 amino acids.
UCACAUCAUCAUCAUGUCUUCCUCUCGAACACAACCCUCUUCUCCUUCUUCUUCUUCAGUUUGGCAAAUCCAAUACAUGAAGCUCCACUUCUUCACCAAGAUUCGUUGCCUUUUGAAAUCCAAAGCAUCCUCUCGCAAACGCAACAACAACCCUCAAGCCUCACCUGAGAAAUCAAGAAACCGUCAAGAUUCCGACAAGGUGGCGGCUCUUCCGGAAGAAGUAGUAUUAAAGCAACCAGAAGAAGAUGAGAAUGAGGAGGUUGUGUUGCAGAGAACUGUUAAGAAGCUUCACUUUGGAAGCUGGGAAGAGAAGGAGAAAGCUGCCAUGGAGAUCGAGAUUCUUGCCCGAGGAGACAGGAAGACUAGGAAGCUGAUGGCUGAGCUUGGUGUUCUUCAGGUUCUUGUCUCUAUGGUGGCUUCUAAUGUCUCCGGCCAUCAAAGAGCUGCGGUCAAUGCUCUUAUUCAGCUUUCUCAUGGAACCUACACGAACAAGGCACUGAUGGUGAGUGCCGGCAUAUGCUCAAAGCUACCUAAUGAUGUCAAAGGUCUCGACCAAUCAACAAGACAUGGCUUCGUGGAGCUUCUGCUUUCACUUUCAUCUCUAACAAUCACACAAUUACCAGUAGCUUCAUCACGGAUUCUACCGUUCUUAAUGGACACAAUGAACUCAGAUUCAACAGAGCUAAAGACCAAAGAGAUAUGUCUAGCUACCAUAAACAAUCUUUGCCUCGUAUUGGAAAACGCAGGGCCAUUGGUCUUGAGCGGGGUAGUGCAGACACUCCUAAGCCUAAUGUCAGUUAAAGACUUGUCCGAGAAGGCACUAGCGAGUCUAGGGCAAUUGGUGGUGACUCAAAUGGGUAAAAAGGCAAUGGAGGAUUCUUUGGAUGUACCUAAAGUUUUGAUAGAGAUACUAACAUGGGAAGAUAAACCGAAAUGCCAAGAAUACGCGGCGUAUAUCUUGAUGGUAUUAGCACAUCAGAGUUGGAGCCAGCGCGAAAAAAUGGCCAAGUCAGGUAUUGUGCCUGUUCUUCUUGAAGUGAGCUUACUUGGGAGUCCUUUGGUUCAAAAGAGGGCAGUGAAACUUUUGCAAUGGUUCAAGGAUGAGAGAAAUGUACGGAUGGGUCCUCAUUCAGGUCCACAAACGGGUUGGGUGAGUCCAGGGAUGGGAUCUCCAAUGAGCCCUAGGUCAGGGGAAGAAGGUAAGAAGAUGAUGAAGAAUCUUGUGAAACAGAGUUUGUACAAGAACAUGGAGAUGAUUACUCGACGAGGCAAUGUUGAUAUGGAGAGUGAAGGUUGUAGGCUUAAGUCUUUAAUUAUCAGCACAAGCUCUAAAAGCUUGACUUAUUGACCUUUAUUUUGUGUUCUGAUAUUGCUAUAUAAAGUGAUUAGUGAGUGUCUUGCUCUGA